AUGUCGUUUGUAAUUAACAAUGAGUAUCCUCCUCGCGAAAUAAAUAAAUUUAAUAAUUCUGAAGAAAACAUUACAAUAUCACAGUUACCUGCAUUAAUAGUAAUCGAACCGCGUGUACUAUUUUCAAACCCCAUAAUUGUCAAUUUGACCAAUUCGUAUAGUAAUAAUACAAAUGGAUCUAGAUUUAUAUUGGAUAAAGUGAUAUUUUACUUGAAACAAGAUAACGCUAAACCACCAACAACGACCACAACAAUCAAACCAUCAACAACUAAACCACCAACUACAACAACAACGACAACAACUAAACCACCAACGACAACAACAACAACAAUCAAACCACCAACGACAACAACCAAACCCCCAACGACUACAACUAAACCACCAACAACUAAAACAACAACAACUGAAGAACCGACAACAACGACUGAACAACCAACAACUACAACAACCGAACAACCGACAACAACAACUAUAACCACGGAACAACCAGAAACUGAACCACCGACAAAUACAACAACUGAACAACCGAUAAUUACAACCACGGAACAACCAGAAACCGAACCACCAACAACUGAACCACCGACGACAACAACAAUAACUACAACAAUUAAACCAACGGUGAAACCUCCAACGACCACAACAACAAAGAAACCAACGGCGAAACCUCCAACAACAACCACAGAAGAUACUCCGGAACCAUUCAAUUUGUCUCCUGUGGGUUAA
Contarinia nasturtii (swede midge) is the source of this 723-nucleotide messenger RNA. RefSeq names its product salivary glue protein Sgs-3-like. Lineage: Eukaryota; Metazoa; Arthropoda; Insecta; Diptera; Cecidomyiidae. Bases 1 to 723 code for a protein of 240 amino acids. The transcript is spliced from 3 exons. The record is from RefSeq and is a predicted model, not a curated record.